AUGGCGAGUCGAUCGAUCUUGCUUAUAGCGCUUGCUAUCCUCGCGCCAUACGUAUACGACCGCUACCUUGCGUUGUCGACGAUAUUUGGAAACAGACCUGGGAAAUUCGAGGACGUCAACAACUUCAAGAGCCAUGAGGUCAAGUUCCGCGAUCAGCUCCGCAACUGUGAGGAUGUGCUCUUCGAAGAGGGCAUGGGCAUUGCGUUCCUGAGUUGCAACCCUGGAAGAGAUCAGUGGAAUACCGUGAUGGGCACAUUCGCUCCAGCUCUAAGCAAACGAGGCGAUGAAGACAACCCACAUAUCUGGAUCUACGAUUAUUCAACGCCAAACACUCCUGAAUCUGAAGUUCUCAAGCCGCUGGUUCUGACUGAUUACAAUAAUGCAGCAGACUUCCAACCCUUGGGCAUCGAGUUCGACGCCGCGACAUCAACACUUUACGUCAUUAACCAUUCCCGGAAUUCCGGAAACAUCAUCGAAGUAUUUCAGGUCUCUGUCCAAGACGCAGUAGCGAAAUAUGUGCAAACAUUGAAGCAUCCACUGAUCUAUACACCCAACUCCAUCCAUUCUUUGGGAGACGGAAAACUACUAGUAACCAACGACCACUACAUCGGGUCCCUCAUCUCUCCGCUCAUUUCGCAGGUCGAGACGUUUGCUGGAAUUCCUGGGGGUAGUGUCGUAUAUACCGACAUCCACAACCCCUCGCACACAAAGACGUUGGUCCGUGUACCUUUCGCCAACGGUAUUGCUAUGCUCAACUCGACGACCGUAGCUGUUGCCUCAUCAGCGAAAAUGGGAGUGAACUUCUACACUUUCAGUCCUGACACGAUCAAGUUACAUUUCCGAAAGUUCAUUCGCGCUCCAUCGAGCGUCGAUAACCUUUCUGUCGACGCUUCUGGCAAGCUUCUUAUGGCCGGCCAUCCCUUUGCGCCAGGACUUAUGAAAGUAAGCAAAGCUAGGGCGAAGUGCAAUAUUCAGGGAUCAGAAGAUGAGAAGCAGGCUUGCGAAUGUACGGCGGCUAGCUUUGUGGCUGAGUGGAGCGAAACUGGAGGACUGAAAACGUUGUAUAAGAACAACGGACAGGAGUUCUGCAGCAGUAGUACUUUUGCUCGGGAUGUGGGAAGAGGUGUGGGUAUCAUCACAGGGUUGUACGAUAGAGGCAUCUUGGUGUCAAAGGACGAUCCAACCACUGUGCAGUGA
This is a messenger RNA of Alternaria postmessia, 1197 nucleotides long. RefSeq lists its product as uncharacterized. The record is from RefSeq and is a predicted model, not a curated record. Bases 1 to 1197 code for a protein of 398 amino acids. The transcript has 3 exons. NCBI's taxonomy places the organism in Eukaryota, Fungi, Ascomycota, Dothideomycetes, Pleosporales, Pleosporaceae.